Molecule: messenger RNA, 2559 nt
Organism: Aspergillus glaucus CBS 516.65
Lineage: Eukaryota; Fungi; Ascomycota; Eurotiomycetes; Eurotiales; Aspergillaceae
Exons: 1
Coding region: 1-2559 (852 amino acids)
Source: RefSeq, a predicted model, not a curated record
AUGACUUACAAUGCUGUAUCGCAGGAUGAUCCCGAAGUGGCUUCGAAUGCCUCCGAUUCCGAUGCCUCUCGCAGUUCUUCGCCGGUGCUGUCGCAACAACGUCAUGGGUUUCAACAAUUGUCGUCCGACGCAGAUAGUCUCGGAGCUGGCCAUCAUCUUGAACCAGCCAGAGCAGCGGAUGAUAUUAGUGUCGGGGAUUUGGUUUCGAUGAUUCGCUCAAUAAGUUCCGCGAGCUACGACAUGGUUGAAGAGGACGAUGACUAUGAGGAACCUACUAUCGAGCCAAAAUCCAAUAGUUCCCGCCGGGGUCCUCCGCCCAUUGACACGGCGACCACCACUGCUGCCGCAGGCCCGAAUGAAAGCCAGAUUCAGUCUCGAUCAGCGUCGUGUAACGUUUCUCCUGAUGAACCACCUCUGCGAUCCCCCGCCAGUGAUAAACCCGUGCCGCUCAGCCAUCCGACUCCAGAUCUUCAGUCGUUACAAGGUGCUUACGUGGGAAAUGUCGAGCGGUUGGAAAGGAGUGCAGAACAAAUGAGCGCUGGCUCAUCGGAUAUUGCAAGUGAGAUUCGUAGGAUGGAUUUGGAACAGAAGCGGCGCAGCUCGACUGCCUCGGUCGCCAACUCGGCCAUUAACCUUCAAUCACCCCGUGGCUCCGUUCGUUCUGCUACUCGUAUGCCAUCUUCUCAGUUGACGCUGUUGACUGAGGAUGGAUAUGAGGGACAGCCGUUUCAUGAUCAAACGCAGGGCGUUCCAGUGAUUCUACAACCGCCAGCUGCUAUCCAGUACGACAACCAGUACUAUCCCGCGCUUUACGAUAUCGAACGUCCAUCUAGCGCUGCCUCCGGCGAUACAUAUCAACAAGCCAGAAUUUUGUUUUCGGAUUUCGAUGGGGUGCAUUAUGUUCCCCAGGACAAGGGCCAAGGUAUCGAGCGCCAAGCUUCUUUGGCAAGACCCCCUAUGGCGAAACGGUCCAAGCCGUACCGGGCAGAGAGUAUGGUCUACUAUCCGGCACCGGUUCCUGCGACGCUUAAGCUACCUCCACGCUUGUCCGACAAGUCAGUCCCUCAACGGGAAACACGGCGCACUCAUCGUCUGAGCUCUGUUUUUCUGGGUCAAAGACGAUCCACACCAGGACUCUCUGACCGCUUCGCUACACCGCGCGGAACAGACACAACGCAAUCAUCACCCGUUGCUACUCUGGACCGGAUGCUUGACGAUUCUGUACAUGCUCCAGUUACAGCACCCAUUCAUCCAGACCCGAGUCCUCGAGUUCCUAAAACAUUGCACCGGAGAAUGCCGUCUCAAAACCUGACAGAACAGAAGAAAAAGCGCAGCUCCCGUGGCUUGUUCCGAUUUCAUAAGAGAUCUUCCAGCCCCGAUGACCGCCCCAACACUUCUACAGGCCAUUUGUCUCAAGGCCACUUGUCCCAACCAACAGAAGUCGAAGUGGCAGAGGCGCAUGAGAAUACGGCCUUACAAAAUGAUGCCGCGCAUGAACAAGAACGUGAUAGCGUUGGAUUGGAUCACAGCGAGGAGGAUAUCCGUGACUACAUGGGUGCUCCAAAUACCUUGAUGGCAGAAUUGGAAGUGCGAAAGCAUGAGCUCAAGCACCGAACCCGCCCGGCCGCUGACCGUGUGGGGUUGCGUUCAACUUUACUUCAGCUUGACGCAGUUGCCCAGGUACAGAGUGAGCACCGACGACAAAGGCCUGCUACCAUCGCCUUGGACCAUCACGAUGCUCACAACGGUGGAAACGACCAUGAUGAUGAAGACGUGCCUCUUGGAAUGCUAUACCCCGAGAAGCCAUACAUACCCACCGAACCGCGGCCGCUGGGUCUUCUGGAAAAGAAACAGCUGGAAGAAGACGAACCCCUUAGCAGGCGUCGCGCCCGAUUACGGGGUGAGCAACCGGAUCAAUCACCGAGUCUGUCACAGCAAGCUAGCACGGGUUACCUUCCCGAUGCCCUCAACAAUGCUGGUCCCGAAAGUGGUGACGAGGAAGAAACCCUGGCCCAGCGCCUCAAGCGUCUAAGAGCGAAGAACCGGAACAGCACGGCUGGAAACAGUGAUUUCGCAAGCGAGAUCUUUGCAGAAAUCAACCACCUUAAAGAGGACGAAAAAGAAGAUGGGGAGGCACCCGGAGAAGAAACUUUGGCACAAAUACGGGCUCGCCUACGACAGCAGGACACAAAAAAGCCGCAAUCUGGUCGCUACGCCAACGUUUCCCGGAACAGAAGAAGCAUGGGAAGUAUUUCCCUCAUGCGUCCGGUCACUGCUCAACGACAGUCGUCCACCAGUCACCACACCACUCCGCCAUAUGCACAGCACGCCUAUGCCGGUUCUCGCAUGUCCCUGCAGCAAAUGCCACCGAACUAUGGACAUCCGCAGCAUGUCGGGUACCCGAUGCAGCAUGCGUAUGGGAACGGGAUGGCGCAUCCCAAUAUGGCUUACCGCAACUGCAUGGGAUCUGGUGCACCGCAUCAUGCGACGAUUGGGGCGUCGACGACUGACUUGCCACAGCGAGAGAUGAUUGAUCGCUGGCGGCAGAGCGUUAUGUAG